AUGGAAAAGCGUCGACGUGCUCGUAUGAACGAAUGUCUGGAACAGCUGAAGCAACUGUUGUUACAUAUUUUGCCAAAUCAUCGUACGAAACUGGAAAAAGCGGAUAUCCUGGAAAUGACUGUUGCCUACCUCAACCAGAUACAGCACACGCAAUCACCUUCAACCUCAUUUGGUAAGCCUGACAAUCUGUGGCAUUAUUUAUAUUUACCGAAACACAAGAUUUACGUAACUUAG
Molecule: messenger RNA, 234 nt
Organism: Gongylonema pulchrum
Lineage: Eukaryota; Metazoa; Nematoda; Chromadorea; Rhabditida; Gongylonematidae
Source: the annotation of a GenBank genome assembly